AUGAAUUUUAACAAUAACACUAGCAAAAAAAAGGCGUUGAUGCCUCAGAAUGAUAAUAAGCCAUUAGUAAAUCAAAACGAUAAAACUCAAUCGUGUACACUAAACACGCCGAAUAAAAUCGUUGCUGUUGAAAUUCUUGAAAACACGUCCAAUCCUGUUUCGAAUAUUUACCUCGACAAUGAGGUAAAACAAUGUACAACUACAAACGACAUUAAAACAAAUAUUAAACAAGACGGUUCUAAUCAAAAUUCGGAAUCAAAAGAAGAAUUUCAAAAUCUAAAAUUUUCAAAAAUGCAGAGUAACCUCAAUACCAGAUACCGGCUAAAUUCUAAAAACUAUGUUCAAGAACUUCAUAAAGUAUUGAUAAAAGAGUGUAACUAUAAUUUAUUAGAUUACACUGCUUUGAAUGCAGCAUUAAGCUUUGAGUCAUUGACAAAUGUCACUAAUCGGACGUUGAGAGCUAUACAGGAUCAAAAAAUAUUUUCAGUAUUAGGAUAUUUUCCAACAAUUUCCUUAGAGAUGAACAACCGUGGUUGGGUAGAAAAACGAGAUCCACACAGACCGCCAACGAAUUAUUCUUAUUAUUUAAAAUCACCACCAUACAUGGUUAAUUGGAUUGAAUCGCCUCCGCUUUUAUCGUCAAUCAGUGAAAAUGAAGCCAUCACAGAGCGCCUGAAAAAUGCGCAAUCGUGGAGUAUACUUAAAGAUAAAAAAUCGGAUUUUAUUUUUGUCACUAGAAAACGAUUGAUUAAUUGGUCCAAUUUAAGUGAAUUGACAUCCGUCAGUCAGAUGACAAGACAUGUGUUUUGUACCAAAAAUGGUUUGGCACAAUGUUUGGAAUAUUAUAAAAAUUCUGUGACAAAUUUAAUGUUUCCGAGAUGUUAUUAUAUUCGAUCUGAAGCAGACAGAGAUGCAUUUGUCGAAGAUUACAUUACAACAGCGUUAGUAAGCACACUGCAGAUUAUCGUAAAAGCGAUUGAGAAUAAUAGAAACAUUUUCACUAUAAAUGGCAAUAUACCAUACAAUAUUAUUGAUUUUGUAAAACGAUGUGUAUCAAAAUUUCUGAAUAAACACAUAACUGGUAGUACAGAAAUAGAUUUGUGGGCGUUUAAUAGUCAAAAAGAAGUAUGGAACGAAUUUAUGAUUCAUUACGAAAAACUGAUUAUCGAUAACAAUGCCAAAUUUGAUCAUGAGUAUACAUAUGAAUUAGAACUGGAUGUUUAUGCAAAAUGUAAAUAUCUACUAGAAAAUGUGAAAAAAUAUUGUCCUCAACAUUACAUAGAUGGGAUUACCAACACAUGGAUCAUAAAACCCUCUUCAAACUGUUCAGGUCAUGGUAUUAUGUUGUCUAAAGAUUUGCAAACAAUAAAACAAAAAAUCACUGAAGAAAAUUUUUCUAGGAAUAAUUAUAUUUUACAAAAAUAUAUAGAAAGACCACUUUUGGUUUAUACAUGUAAAAUUGAUUUGCGACAAUGGUUUUUAGUGACCAAUAUGAGUCCAGUAGUUGUGUGGAUGUACAAAGAGGGUUACGUUCGAUUUUGUGCAAAUAGUUUCUCCAUGCAAAAUAUGCACGAAUCUAUUCAUCUCAGCAAUGUCAGACUACAAAUGAAAUAUCGAAAAUAUAGGAAUCCACAAGUACCUGAUGAAUGCAUGUGGGAUUAUAGAGAACUACAAGAUUAUUUGAGAAAAAUUGGACAAGAAUACGUAUGGGAUGAAUUGAUAUUUCCCGGAAUGGGCGAGAGUGUUUAUGCAGUGUUAAAGGCUGCUACGGACACUUCGUUUUACCGAGACAAAACGUUUCAAUUGUUCGGAGCUGAUUUCUUGAUCACUGACAACUUUAUCCCUUAUUUGAUUGAAAUCAAUUCCAUUCCCGGACUGAAUCCGUCAACGAGCAUUAUCGCCAAUUUGGUGCCUAUGCUCCUUAGUGACAUCGUGAAAGUAACGGUGGACUACGAGAAAAACUCGAACGCUGACACAGGGCUGUUUACGAAAGUUGUGCCGGAAAAGUGGAAACCAGCUGUCACGGUUAACUCUGCCGCAGCCACAGAAAAUUGUGGCUGCAAUAUAUUCAACUCGUCAGUGGCUUCGGGUGUUGAACCAGCACGGUUUGCGACCGGAUACCACUACCAGUGGAUGGACAGUGUCAAUAAAAAAUUGGCAACAUUACGAUUAAAGAUCAACAGCCAAAAGACGACGGACGACUGUAGUUUUAUGUGCAGUGAACAUCGCAGUGAAUGA
Melanaphis sacchari is the source of this 2238-nucleotide messenger RNA. RefSeq names its product tubulin glycylase 3A-like. The record is from RefSeq and is a predicted model, not a curated record. Gene Ontology annotation, molecular function: protein-glycine ligase activity, initiating. NCBI's taxonomy places the organism in Eukaryota, Metazoa, Arthropoda, Insecta, Hemiptera, Aphididae. The coding region runs from base 1 to 2238 and encodes 745 amino acids. Gene Ontology annotation, biological process: cilium assembly; cilium movement; protein polyglycylation. Gene Ontology annotation, cellular component: cilium. The transcript is spliced from 10 exons.